Symbiodinium necroappetens is the source of this 1389-nucleotide messenger RNA. Lineage: Eukaryota; Dinophyceae; Suessiales; Symbiodiniaceae. The record is from the annotation of a GenBank genome assembly.
AUGAGAGUGUCGGGCCUUGCAGCGCGGAUCACUCAAGUCGUGUUCCUACUGCCUCGAUUCAGUGAUUCCCAAAAUUUGGUACUUUAUCUCACGCGACCGUCGUAUCUGCAUCCAAGAGUCGUUCCCCCACGUGUGGAGAUCGAAGACAAAGUGGAGCGUUCCUCUGCUUAUUGGCGUGUUCCCAUCUUCAUAAUUUGCCGCGAUCGUUUAUACUACCUGCAGAUGUUGGUGUCGCAGCUGCAUUAUUUGGGUUAUUUCAACCUGAUUGUGGUGGACAACAACUCGACUUACCAGCCGCUGCUGUCUUACUAUAAAGAAAGACUGCUUUGGGUUAUUCAUUUGCCCGCAAAUCUGGGGAACGAGAUCUCCAAGGUUCUUGGGCGUUUGUAUUGGAACCGUUCCAUGCCGAUGACGGAAUACAUCGGCCAUUUCGGAAAUCGGUUUGUGUUGACUGAUUCGGACAUACUCUUCGAACCCACCGUGCCCCGGAACUGGCUGCAGCACUUCUGGGAGAUCAUGGACCGCCGAGGUGCAAACACAGUGGGGGCUGCUCUGCGAUUGGAUGACAUACCGGAGCACUAUGCUGCUCGCACGCAAGUUUGGCAGCAUGAGUGCGAGUUCUGGCGGGAGCGUAACCUCGUAGACGGCGAGAAGCAUGUGCUCCAUGCCGCAAUCGACACCACCAUGGCACUUCGGAGACUUGAGCCGCUGAAGCGAUCAUCAGCACCAUGCUUGCGAGUGGCCGGGCCUUACACUGCGAAGCAUUUGCCUUGGUAUGAGGACAGCCGCUGGCUUCUUCCGGAUGUAGCUUAUGCAAGGAAAAACCGAGAACGUGGCCACACCUUUGGUUGGUGGUCCAUGGCUGAGGGGUUUGCGAGAAGAGGCAAAUCCAUCAUUGAUUCAGACAGUCCAACAGGUCAAUUCAAACGUGCAGCCAAUUACACAAUGACUUUCCCUGUGGGCGCCGACUACGUAGGCUUUUGCCGACGCUUUUCAGUGGCAGCCUCAACCGUGGUCCGCCCACCCCAAUGUCAACACUCCUUUCUCCCGGCCGCUGCAGACAGCAAAAGGAACGGUAGCGACUCGUUGCCUCUUGAGACAUCAGGUUUCCUGGAGGCUGUUUCAGCUCUGGUGAAGAAGAGGUCGCAGGGUAAGUACGUGGUGCUGGACGUGGGCGCCGGCAGUGGCACGGCAGCACUUUGGUUUGCACAGCUGGGUGCCAGGGUGGUGGCCUUGGAGCCUUUGCCAAGCCUGUUUGAUAAGCUUUGCCGCAACAUAGCGGCCACCAGCGACGUGCAGGUUCAAGCAUUCAGGGUGGCACUGGGGCUCCAGGACGAGGCGUCUGCGAUCUCCAUGUCGUCGUUGCGUGUGCUGGCCAUUGAGCUGGAG